Messenger RNA from Drosophila bipectinata, 1022 nucleotides. RefSeq names its product S-phase kinase-associated protein 1-like. Gene Ontology annotation, molecular function: cullin family protein binding. Lineage: Eukaryota; Metazoa; Arthropoda; Insecta; Diptera; Drosophilidae. Gene Ontology annotation, cellular component: cytoplasm; nucleus. Gene Ontology annotation, biological process: SCF-dependent proteasomal ubiquitin-dependent protein catabolic process. The record is from RefSeq and is a predicted model, not a curated record.
CGUAGUAGUCUCAAAAUCCGAAAGGAAGGCAAGUCAUUUUUACCGGGACCGUAGACAAAUUCACAUUGGAAUUUUCGGCAGUAUUUGUUGAGAAUAUCGAGGCACGAAAUUGAGGCUAAAAUACAAAAAAAAACGAGGACAAGGAACAGGGCAGCAAUCGCGCCAUUUGUGAGUAUUGGCUUAUAUAUUUGUUAUUGGUAGAUGAUGGUGCGUCUGGAGACAAGCGAUGGCCGCAUUAUUCGCGUCGAUUUCGGCCUAUUGGACCGUUCGGUCGUAAUCCGCGAUAUGUGCCGAGUCAGUCAGCCAGAAACGGAUGAUUCUGGCAAGAUUUUAGACAAUGAUGAUGACUCUUUAUUGCCACUCCAUGGCAUAAGCAGCAAUGUCCUGUUGAAGGUCCUGCUCUGGGCCGAGUUCCACAAGAACGACGAAGAACCGGCCUGGGUCCAGAAGGUAUCACCGUCCGCCGAAGAAAUUGAGCUACAGACCCAUGACUGGGACAAGGAAUUUCUACGGGAUGACAUCAGCAGCAUCUACGAUCUGUUGGAGGGCGCCGACUACUUGGAUAUCCGCUGGCUCUUCAAGCUAUGCGCCCAGAAGAUCGCACUGCACAGCAAGCGUCCGAAGGGCUAUUUGAAGUUCAAGCGCUAUCUCCAGAAGAUGCCAUCGUUGAUGGAGUUCCAGGAAUUGGCGGCCACUUGCCAGAACUUGGACGAUAAAAUGAAAGGCAACGAUCUUUAUAAAGCCUCGGCAUUCAUCGAAAAAUUUUAUCGUAAUUUUGCUGCUCGUCAGGCGGCAAAAUAAUCUCAUCUGGAUUACGUUUGGGACAUAUAUGUCCGGGAUUUGGCAGGCAGACUAUUAUUUUGGAAAAUUUUUUGGUGCACGUUUACACUUUUGUACGGUGAAGACUUAAAUGGACAUUAAAAUUCAUUGAUUGAGUGAUCGGCUCUGUACCAAAUUAGCAAGAAUCUACAAUAAAUGGAAGAACUGAAGAAUUCUACAAAUAAAUGUUGUUGUUAAAAAUG